This is a messenger RNA of Zasmidium cellare ATCC 36951, 1479 nucleotides long. RefSeq lists its product as uncharacterized. The record is from RefSeq and is a predicted model, not a curated record. Lineage: Eukaryota; Fungi; Ascomycota; Dothideomycetes; Mycosphaerellales; Mycosphaerellaceae. The transcript is spliced from 5 exons. Gene Ontology annotation, biological process: oxalate metabolic process. Bases 1 to 1479 code for a protein of 492 amino acids.
AUGCUUUCCAGAUCGUUGUUCACAGCGGCCCUUCUGUCACAGGCGUGGGCUGCUCCAAGACCCCAACCUGCCAUCUUCCCACGCCCCCAUCGAAACGAAGCCAGACAAGAGAAUCCAUCAGGGGCACCACCAGACUUCGCUUUGGGCGUUCCAACUGCAACUCCCUUCGGCCCACCAGGCGCAAGUGGCUCUCUGCGCGGUCCAACAAACCUCGCCGGCUACGAUCCAAGCUUUCCAGUCAACACCGAAGCACCUGGUGUUGUUCCUACCGACCAGUUCCAGGUAGCACCGGAGCAAGAGGCAGACCCGGAUCUUGGACUGUAUCUCGAUCUUUCCGAGGUGGAGAACCCGCAACCGAUUCGAGGAGGCACCAAUGCGCCUACUGAUCCUGGUCCACGCAAUGAGGCGAUUGAAAAGCAGAACAGUGAUUUGUAUGCGCCUCCUGGAACGGAUGCUGGCGAUGUGCCGAAUGCGAAGUGGCCGCUUGCCCUCUCCCACAAUCGCCAUGGUCUCAAGAGUGCCGGCUGGGCUCGCCAACAAAACGUCGACAACCUCCCCAUCGCCACAGCCUUCGCUGGCGUAGAUAUGCACCUCGAACCCAACGCCUACCGCGAACUCCACUGGCACCAAGCCAACGAAUGGAGUCUCAUCCUCAACGGCUCCGUGCGCGUCACCGCCGUCGACGAAGCCGGCCGCACCUUCGUCGACGACCUGCAACAAGGCGACGUCUGGUUCUUCCCCGCCGGCGUGCCGCACAACAUCCAAGCCUUCGGCGACGGCGUCGAGUUCCUCGUCUUCGACAACGGCGAGUUCAGCGAAGACGGCACGUUCCUCGUCUCCGAACUCUUCCAGCGAAACCCCAAAUCCGUCCUCGCCAAGGACCUGCAAGUCGACACCAGCGCUUUCGACAACAUCCCCGAAGGCCAGCUUUACAUCUUCCCUGGGACGCCCGCGCCCGCCAACAUCUCCGAGCAGAACGUCACGGGUCCCGCGGGCAGCAUCCCCAACGAGAAUACAUACUCCUAUCAUUUCAGCCAGCAGCAGCCGUAUGAGGUCCCCGACGGCAGCGUCAAGAUCCUGGAUACGCAGAGUUUCCCCAUCGCGGCGGAUUUCGCGGUGGCGCUCGAUGAGUGGGAUUAUUUCAUUCAGGGGCAAGGACGGGUGACGGUUUAUACGGCGCCGCAGAGUUCGAGGACGUUUGAUUUCCAGGCGGGUGAUACCGGCUACGUCCCCGUCGUGACGGCGCAUUACCUCGAGAACACGGGCGAUACCGACCUCAUCUAUCUUGAGGUCCUCCAAUCCGCCACCUACAACGACAUCUCCGUCGCGCAGUGGCUGGGGCUGACGCCCAAGCAAGUCGUCAAAGACCACCUGGGCUUCAGCGAGGAUACCCUGAACCGCUUGCCGCAGAUCAAGCCUUUCAUCCUGCCGGGGUCGACGAAUUUGACGCAGACGAACUUUACGACGGAGGCGGUUUAG